Ictalurus furcatus (blue catfish) is the source of this 862-nucleotide messenger RNA. RefSeq names its product IMP U3 small nucleolar ribonucleoprotein 3 (gene imp3). The transcript is spliced from 7 exons. The record is from RefSeq and is a predicted model, not a curated record. Gene Ontology annotation, molecular function: rRNA binding; snoRNA binding; structural constituent of ribosome. Gene Ontology annotation, cellular component: small-subunit processome; small ribosomal subunit; Mpp10 complex. NCBI's taxonomy places the organism in Eukaryota, Metazoa, Chordata, Actinopteri, Siluriformes, Ictaluridae. Gene Ontology annotation, biological process: rRNA processing. Bases 87 to 638 code for a protein of 183 amino acids.
CGGGGCAGCGUCGUAAAGCAUAUUACUGCGAGAAAACGUGCGCGCGGGUAGUCGUGCUUUUUUUUAUUAAGACUUUAAUUUUAAAAAUGGUUCGUAAAUUAAGAUUUCACGAGCAGAAGCUCUUAAAGAAAGUAGAUUUUAUUAACUGGGAAGUGGAUAACAAUUUGCACGAGGUGAAAGUGUUGCGGAAAUACCGCAUCGAGAAGAGAGAAGAUUACACCAAGUACAACAAGCUGAGCCGCAACAUCCGAGAGCUGACGCGGAAGAUCCGCGACCUGGACGAGAAGGACGGUUUCCGGGCUCAGAGCACGACGCAGCUGCUGGAGAAACUCUACAGCGUGGGCCUGAUCCCCACCAAACAGAGUCUGGCUCUUGCAGAUAAAGUCUCCGCGUCGUCCUUCUGCAGGAGGCGGUUGCCGUGGGUGAUGCUGAAACUGCGCAUGGCUCAGAACUUGAAGAAUGCAGUCACUUUCAUCGAACAGGGACAUAUUCGUGUCGGUCCUGAGAUCAUCACAGAUCCUGCGUUUCUGGUCACAAGGAACAUGGAGGACUUUGUGACCUGGGUGGACUCGUCCAAGAUUAAGCAACAUGUCAUGAAUUACAAUGAGGAGCGAGAUGACUUUGAUCUCGUGGUUUAAAUCUGCUGUAGUGAUUUUCAACCAUGGAGACAGUCAGAGCUGGGAAUCAGGAGCUGCUCGAGGUCUACACUCAGACGACCGACGUGGAGAACAGACGAACACGCCAUCAACACGUUCCUGCCAAGUUCACACGCGUGAACAGGAGAAUGUUACAUUUAGAGCUUUUAUACACUGGUAUUGUGUUGUGAGGUGAAAAUAUUUAUUUGAGGAUAAAACUUGUCGUC